This is a messenger RNA of Entrophospora sp. SA101, 738 nucleotides long. The record is from the annotation of a GenBank genome assembly. NCBI's taxonomy places the organism in Eukaryota, Fungi, Glomeromycota, Glomeromycetes, Entrophosporales, Entrophosporaceae.
AUGUCCGCUGGUCUUGAUAUGUCACUCGACGAUAUUAUUGCAAAAAAGAGACCUUUUACAAGAGGUGGUAGUAAUAGAUCUUUUGGUGUUGGUUCAAAUCGUGGAGCUAGAAGUAGUGGAAAUAAUAAUAAUGGUACUAUGAGACGUUCAGGUGGACCAAUCAGAAAUUCAAGAACACAAACUAGACAUCGACCAUAUAGUUCUUCAGCUGCAACAGCUAACAUCAACUCUAUAACUGAAGGAAAAAUUUUAGUUUCUAACCUAGCUUUUAAAGUCUCUGAGGCAGAUCUUUGGGAACUUUUUACAACGAUGAUCGGGCCUGUACGUCAAGUCAACCUUAACUUUGAUCAAAAUGGACGUUCAAAGGGAACAGCAUCUGUCGUUUUUCAAAAGAGCACUGAUGCCGUCAAAUCAGUGGAGAAACUUAGAAAUGUUACUUUAGAUGGCCGUGAAAUUAAAAUCGAAAUUGUUGUAGCUCCCAACUCUCCAAUUACUCAACGUAUUGGUGGGCUCAAUGAAAAUCGUACUUCUUCAUCUCCCUCAACACGUGGCAUUAAUGGAAGUGCACGCGGUACUAGGGGUGCUACUCGUGGAGGGUCUAGAGGCGGCAGAGGAAUUGGUGGUAGAGGAGGAGCUCGUAGACCUGACAAUAGACCAAAGAAAACCCAAGAUGAAUUAGAUGCAGAAAUGAGCGAAUAUAUGCAGAUUGACGAGGGUUUGGAACCAGUUAACGUUUAA